AGAGAAGAAAAACAGAUCUCUAGUAAAAGCAAACACAGCUUUCAAGUGAUCACUGAUGGGGCACUGGAUAAGACAGCUCUAACAGACGAUGUGGGAAGUGAGGAGGACCUGUAUGAGGACUUCCGGAGCUCCAACCACCGCUACGGCCACCCUGGGGGAGGUGGAGAACAGCUUGCCAUCAAUGAGCUCAUCAGUGAUGGCAGUGUGGUGUAUGCAGAAGCCCUCUGGGACCAUGUCACGAUGGAUGACCAAGAGCUGGGAUUCAAGGCUGGCGAUGUCAUUGAAGUAAUGGACGCCACCAACAAGGAGUGGUGGUGGGGGAGGAUUCUGGACAGUGAAGGCUGGUUUCCAGCCAGCUUUGUACGGCUCCGAGUAAACCAGGAUGAACCCAUGGAAGAUUAUCCCCUGAAGGUAGAGGGUGGCAAAGAGGACGACUCCAGCAGUGGCACCCGCCGCUUUGGGAUGGGGCAGACCACCAAAGAUCAAAUGAGAACCAACGUCAUCAAUGAGAUCAUAAGCACGGAGAGAGACUACAUCAAGCAUCUGAAGGAUAUUUGUGAGGGUUACAUUAAGCAGUGCCGCAAAAGAGCUGACAUGUUUACAGAAGAGCAGCUGAAGACAAUCUUUGGGAAUAUUGAGGACAUCUACAGGUGCCAGAAGAAAUUUGUUAAAGCACUAGAGAAGAAAUUCAACAAAGACCACCCACAUUUGAGUGAGGUUGGCUCAUGCUUCUUGGAAUAUCAAACGGAGUUUCAGAUAUACUCUGAAUACUGCAACAACCACCCCAAUGCCUGCAUGGAGCUGUCCCGCCUCACCAAAGUUAACAAAUAUGUCUACUUCUUCGAAGCCUGCCGCCUGCUGCAGAAGAUGAUAGACAUCUCUCUCGAUGGGUUUCUGCUGACUCCCGUGCAGAAAAUCUGCAAAUAUCCACUGCAACUGGCUGAACUGCUCAAAUACACCAACCCCCAACACAGGGAUUUUAAAGAUGUCGAAGCGGCCUUAAAUGCCAUGAAGAACGUUGCUCGGCUCAUCAAUGAGAGAAAGCGGCGGCUGGAGAACAUUGACAAAAUUGCUCAGUGGCAGAGUUCAAUAGAAGACUGGGAGGGUGAAGAUGUCCUAGUCAGAAGCUCAGAACUCAUCUAUUCUGGGGAAUUAGCCAAAAUCUCCCACCCUCAAGCCAAGAGCCAACAGAGGAUGUUCUUCCUCUUCGAUCACCAGCUUAUCUGCUGCAAGAAGGACCUUCUGCGUCGGGACAUCUUGUAUUAUAAGAGUCGGAUCAACAUGGAUGAUAUGGAAAUAUUGGAUAUAGACGAUGGGAAGGACAAGGACUUCAAUAUCAGCGUGAAAAAUGCAUUUAAAUUGCACUGCCGAGACACUGAGGAAGUCCACUUAUUUUGUGCAAAAAAGCCUGAGCAGAAACAGCGCUGGCUGAAGGCAUUUGAGAAUGAAAGGAGACAGGUUCAGCUUGACCAGGAGACAGGUUUUUCAAUCACAGAGGUGCAGAAAAAGCAGGCGAUGCUGAAUGCCAGCAAGCAGCACCAUACUGGGAAGCCUAAGGGUGAUUCACAGCCUUGCCCUGGAGCCAGGCCAUACUAUGACUUUCUGAUGCGUCAGAAGCAUCCCACCCUGCCUACUACGCUCCCUCAGCAGCAGGUCUUCAUGCUGGCAGAGCCCAAGCGCAAGCCCUCGAACUUCUGGCAGAACAUCAGCAGGCUGACGCCUUUCCGGAAAUAA
Balearica regulorum gibbericeps (East African grey crowned-crane) is the source of this 1734-nucleotide messenger RNA. The record is from RefSeq and is a predicted model, not a curated record. NCBI's taxonomy places the organism in Eukaryota, Metazoa, Chordata, Aves, Gruiformes, Gruidae.